This is a messenger RNA of Hymenoscyphus albidus, 1900 nucleotides long. NCBI's taxonomy places the organism in Eukaryota, Fungi, Ascomycota, Leotiomycetes, Helotiales, Helotiaceae. The record is from the annotation of a GenBank genome assembly.
GGACAAUCCAGAUGAUUACCAAAAGCUUCGGGACUACUUUCCUCAAUUGUCCUACAACACUAGAAUGACGCAUCUAACAUCUCGCAAAUUUCUGGUCGUGACAUAAACGAUGUCAAAGAAAUAGAACGACAUGGUCCUCAACGCCACAUUCUUAAUCCAUCUCGAAGAUGUAUACCCGUCUGGGUGCGGUGUUCCGGUAUUGCAUCGGAGCCGUUGCUGACAGACACCCUGACGGGCAUACCGUAGAACACAGCAUGCUGAGUAUCUACGUACUUGACAUAUCUAUAUGAUGCCGUGGGGUCGCUGACCAGAAAGCGGUUCAUUAAUCUGACAACACAAAAUGAAGCUUGACGGAAUCGCACUCGUUACAGGGGCAGGUAUGCCAAUUUUUCUGCUCUCCGCCUUUCUGCCCUCUUAGAUUAAUCUUCACCACUUUCACAAUGAGGAUCUCUCAUGCUGACUCAGAUAUCUAUAGGAAGUGGCAUCGGCCGCGAUUGUGCGAUUGCCUUUGCAGUUGAAGGUGCAUCUGGUGUAGGCUUCGCUGAUCUGAACCUUGCUGCCGCCCAAAGCGCCGCUCAUGAUGCUAGAGCGAAAGCUACGAAUCCCAACUUCCGCGCGAUCGCCAUUGAGGUCGAUGUGAGCAGUGAAGAGAGCGUUAUCAGGAUGGUCCAAAUUGCAAAGAAGGAAUUCGGGCGUAUUGAUUACAGUGUCAAUAGUGCUGGCGUAAGUUUGAAAGGAUUUCCAAAGUGUUUUGCAAUAUCCAUCCGGGGAUGUAUUUGCUGAUAACCGAGAUGUAGAUAGGGGUUCAGCAACCACGGCCCGUCACCGAUAUGGUGAUUGACGAAUUCCAGGCCUUUUUCGAAGUCAAUGUCAAAGGCACCAUGCUGUGUGUGCGAGAGGUCAGCCAAGUGAUGAAAAACCAGGAACCGAAGGUGGUAGAGGGAAGGACCGGACCACGCGAUGCGGGCCGUGGCAGCAUCGUAAAUCUUGGAUCUGGCAAUAGUUUUGUUGCGACACCAGCAAUCGUCCAAUAUACGGCUGCCAAACACGCUAUCAUGGGCAUCACGAAGACUGCUGCCCUCGACACAUCGCCGUACGGGAUUCGCGUAAAUGCUGUUUGCCCAUCAUGGGUAGAGACGCCCAUGGUCGAUCGCGCGUUCGCUGAGCAGCAGGAAUUCUUUGCUGCUCUGGUCAAAGCUAUUCCCGCAGGAAGAAUCGCGACUCAAGAGGAGGUAUCAGAUGUGAUCCUCUUCUUGAGCAGCCCGAAAUCGAGCUACGUGACGGGAACAGGUUUCAUCGUGGAUGGAGGAACGACGCUGCAAAUGAAGAUAUAAAUUGUAUAUUCGCCAACGCCGUUUCUAUAUGCUAGGAACCAAUGUAACCAUCGUGUCUCAAUAGGCUGUGGUGUGCGUGUGCGUGUGAAUCUCAUCUCGCGAGCGAAGUGCUUGACGCGAUCCAGGUUCGCGACACUCAUGGUCGUGUUGAACACCGCCCGCCAAAACCUCGGGACAAGUUUCAACCAAUCAAUCCUGCCCAUUCGCCCCACGGAUAUUUUUAUGUGUAAAUAAGACCUCCACUGUCACCAAUUCAGCAUAUCAGAGUUAUCUUUCCUAUACUAGUAGAGAUGAUGAUUGUGAUAGAUCCUGGAUUCACUUGAUCUUUCACAGCUCAAGUUAUUGGUUGUUAGACUAUCGGGCUUAGAGAUAGACACAGUCCCCUCGCAGAAGUAGCAAGAUUCUAGGGUAUCUACUAGUGUGUCAUAGGGUAUUUCAAAGUACUUUUUAUAUGACUUGCUUAUCUCCACAGGUUCUGGGGUCGCGAAACAUGCUGCUAUUUUUGCGAAAAGACCAUGCUUGCCUCCUCUAGUACCUUAAUUAUUAGGAGCUGAAUACGAUAUAAC